GAUCAGCUGAUGUAAAAGCAACAACAUCAUUUCCUGGGGGGGUCUGGCACAUAAUAAAUAGCCCAACAGCAAGCUAACUCCCGUACUGUUAGGUUAGUACGUGGCACUGGGCGCUGUGUUUACUGUUAUAAUUAGAUUUUGGGGCCGCUUUUAGACCGUGACAAGGCAACGGUUUACAGUUAUCAAGUCAGUCGUCGUCGGCCCAACUGCUAACAACAACUGCGAGGUCAGUCGAUUUAAAUGGUGACGGUUAUUGGUGUUGUCCACGGUACUACGCCUGCUUGCGGUGCUAAUUAUUAAUAACUCCUUGGUGUAUUUGAGUAAACACAUAGCUAUGGGCAUAGCAGGUAGCAUUUAGCAACCUAUUUAUUAUUGUGUAAACAAGGCAGAAGAUGCUGGAUAGAUAAUGUUUGCUUCAUUCGUGUUGGGUCACAACAACACAAACAUUGAAGCCUGUACUACUUUUUGACACCAAUUGUGCAAUAAAAUAAAAUCAUAUAACAUCCUAUACGUCAUAUUACAUAUAGUAGGGGUAGUGUUGAGGGUAUUUUUAGUGCUCAAGUUUGAGUGCAAUGCAUCCUAUCCAAUGAAAGUCCAAAAACUAUUCAAAACAAAUGAAUAAAAAAGAAUACAUUAAAGUCUCUAAAGGAGGGACAGCAUUAGUCUCACACAAAGGUUAAAUAUUGUGGUUAUAGUGCUACUUUAGGUCUUUUAAAAUAGUCUUCUGUGGUGAUAACCCAUCCAGUCCUCCAUUAUCAGCAUCUCUAAAAGUGGGCCAUGAGCGGUCAAGGUCCAGCUGUAGAUAAAGGGAUGAACACAGUACUAGCCUGCCAGGAGAGUUACGCCUGCGGGGGCUCGGAUGAGGCCGCCUUUGAAUGCGACGAAUGCAGCAGCUUGCAGUGCGCCCGCUGCGAGCUGGAGCUCCAUCGCCAGGACCGCAUGAGAAACCACGACCGCGUCCGCAUCUCCCCGGGUCACGUUCCCUUUUGUGACUCAUGUAAAGGGGACGGGGGCGGCGGGGGCUUGGUCACGGCUGGACGGCUGCGAGCAGCCGUGCGCUGCCAGGGAUGCAAGAUCAACCUGUGUUUGGACUGCCAGAAGCGAACACACAGUGGCGUGAACAAGAGAAAGCACCCUGUCACACCAUACCCCCCGGCCAAAACCCCCCAGGAGAACAGUGUGAUAUCCGGGGAGUCGGAGAUGGAGAUCCUUAGAGAGCAGCUGGACAAGGUGUGCAGCUUCCUGUUAGUGGACGAGAGAGAGGAGAUGCAGGUGAAGGAUGAGGAGGAGUUUGUGAGCAGACUGGGAUGCAGAGCUGACGAGCUCCUCAAGGUGGUUUCCAUAUUUGGGAACACCGGUGAGGGGAAGUCCCACACGCUGAACCACACCUUCUUUCACGGAAAGGAAGUGUUCAAAACCUCGCCCACGCAGGAGUCCUGCACUGUGGGCGUGUGGGCUGCCAUGGACCCUUUUCACCGAGUGGUUGUCAUCGACACGGAAGGACUGCUUGGAGCCGGAUCGAGCCAUGGUCAGCGCACUCGCCUCCUCCUCAAAGUCCUGGCCAUUUCGGACAUCCUCAUCUACAGGACCCACGCUGACCGCCUCCAUGACGACCUCUUCAAGUUCCUCGGUGACGCCUCGGAGGCUUACCUGAAGCAUUUUUCCCGGGAGUUGAAGGCGACCACCACGCGCUGCGGCCUGGAUGUCCCGCUGUCCACCCUGGGCCCCGCUGUCAUCAUCUUCCACGAGACAGUCCACACCAAGCUGUUAGGAUCAGACAAGCCGUCCGAAUCUGCAGACCGUCUCCUCCAGGAGCGUUUCAGGAAAGUGGGUCUGUUUCCCGAAGCGUUCAGCUCCGUGCAGUAUUGCGGGACUCGGACCUACAACCCUCCCACGGACUUCAGCGGGCUACAGAGAGGCCUGGAGCAACAGCUGGACAACAACGCCACCCGCUCGCCGCGGUCUGCCGGCGUCAUCUUUAAGGCUCUGCAGGCGCUGAGCGAGCGCUUUAGUGGUGACAUUCCCGAUGAACACAUGACCAGUAACUCUUUCUUCCCAGAUGAGUACUUCACCUGCUCCUGCAUCUGUCUGAGUUGUGGUUCAGGCUGUAAGAGAAGUAUGAAUCACCUCAAGGAGGGACUCGAACACGAGGCCAAACAUCGAUGUCGCUACUCGGCGCAGUACGACAACCGCAUCUACACGUGCAAGACCUGCUACGAGGGAGGGAAGGAGGUGAUUGUGGUUCCCAAAACGACCGCCUCGUCUGACUCGCCGUGGUUUGGCCUGGCCAUCUACGCGUGGUCCGGCUAUGUCAUCGAGUGCCCCAACUGUGCCGUGAUUUACCGAAGCAGGCAGUACUGGUACGGAAACCAGGACCCGGUGGAAACGGUGGUACGAACCGAGAUCCAGCACAUCUGGCCGGGGUCUGAUGGUUUUCUGAAAGACAACCACAACGCCGCCCAGAGGUUGCUGGAUGGAGUCAAAUACAUAUCCCAGUCCGUGUCGGAGCUCAGCGUCAAGCCGGCCAAAGCCGUCACUUCCUGGCUGACCGACCAGAUUGCUCCCACCUACUGGACACCCAACUCUCUCAUCCUGCAAUGCCAAAAAUGUGCGGUGGCGUUCCAACCCAAUGACACUAAGCAUCAUUGCCGGGCCUGUGGAGAAGGUUUCUGCGAUGCCUGCUCCUCCAAAACCCGGCCUGUCCCGGAGAGAGGCUGGGGGCUUGCACCCGUUCGAGUCUGUGACGCAUGUUUUCAUAACAGGGGGAUCCCGACGGAGCUUCUAGAUGCAGCCUUGGAGGAAGAAGGAGGAACCCUGAUAGCAAGGAAGGUUGGGGAGGCUGUUCAGAACACCCUUGGCGCUGUGGUCGGCGCCAUUGACAUACCUCUAGGCUUGGUGAAGGACGCCGCGCGCCCUGCCUACUGGGUCCCGGAUCAGGACAUCCACUCCUGCUGCGGCUGCCAGAGGGAGUUCUCUGCCUCUCGCCUCUCCAUCCACCAUUGCCGCGCCUGCGGUCAGGGCGUUUGCGAGGACUGCUCGCAGGAGCGGCGCGCCGUGCCCUCCAGGGGAUGGGAUCACCCGGUGAGGGUGUGCAGCGUUUGCAGCCAGAAGACAGGAGAACUCUAACAGAAGCAGCCAAACGGACAUUUUGGUGGCAUUUCCUGUUUUUAACUGUGGUCAGUCAGUGACUAUAAAGAAGGCGAGAACACACGAGA
Molecule: messenger RNA, 3215 nt
Organism: Dunckerocampus dactyliophorus (ringed pipefish)
Lineage: Eukaryota; Metazoa; Chordata; Actinopteri; Syngnathiformes; Syngnathidae
Gene: zfyve1
Product: zinc finger, FYVE domain containing 1
Exons: 12
Coding region: 778-3126 (782 amino acids)
Molecular function (GO): metal ion binding
Source: RefSeq, a predicted model, not a curated record